AUGUACUUGUCCAGAUUAAGACAGGCUCCAGUCACUGUAAAAUUUGUGACCAACACCACAAAGGAAUGUAAGAGGAUCCUGUUUGAGCGACUGCGUCGGUUAAACUUUGACCUCCAGGAGCAGGAGAUCUUCACAUCACUCACUGCGGCCCGUAAUCUACUGGAGCAGAAAGCAGUGCGCCCCCUACUGCUGGUGGAGGAUAGUGCUCUAGAGGACUUCACAGGUUUGGAAACUUCAGAUCCUAAUGCUGUUGUGAUUGGAUUAGCACCUGAGCACUUCAACUACCAGACACUCAAUAAAGCCUUCCGACUCAUUUUAGAUGGUGCCCCCCUCAUUGCCAUCCAUAAAGCACGAUACUAUAAAAGGAAGGACGGGUUGGCUUUGGGACCGGGUCCGUUUGUGACGGGUCUUGAGUACGCGACUGACACCCAGGCCACAGUGGUGGGUAAACCAGAGAAAGCCUUCUUCCUGGAGGCCUUACGAGACCUGAACUGCUCACCGGAGGAGGCUGUGAUGAUAGGAGAUGAUGCCAGAGAUGAUGUUGGUGGGGCACAGAAUGCAGGAAUGCUGGGAAUUUUAGUGAAAACUGGUAAAUACAGACCUGGUGAUGAUGGUAAAAUUAACCCGCCACCUCACCUGACGUGUGACAGCUUUCCAGAGGCUGUCAAUCAUAUACUUGAAAAUCUCUUAGGAUCUAAAUGACUGGAAAACUGUCAAAAAAGAAAAAAAGUAAUAUUGGUACUGUGUAGUUUGAUAAUUGUUUAACUGUUCCUUAUAAUGUCGCUGCACUUCCGAUGCAUUUAUUCUGAUGUACUUAAAAUAAA
Molecule: messenger RNA, 824 nt
Organism: Sinocyclocheilus grahami
Lineage: Eukaryota; Metazoa; Chordata; Actinopteri; Cypriniformes; Cyprinidae
Gene: hdhd2
Product: haloacid dehalogenase-like hydrolase domain containing 2
Exons: 5
Coding region: 1-702 (233 amino acids)
Biological process (GO): dephosphorylation
Cellular component (GO): cytoplasm
Molecular function (GO): phosphatase activity
Source: RefSeq, a predicted model, not a curated record